UCGGCCGUCCACAUCGGACAAACGUUUCGAGACCCCGUCUUUUGGGCGUCGCUCGUGGCUUCCCAACUAUUGAGAUGCGAUUCGGGACAGAGUCAUAGCCAGUUCCAUCGACCAAACGCUCGUCGAGAUCACCAUUGGAGAUGAACCCGAUCAGAAAUCAUUCAUGGUCCACAAGGUCCUCUUGUGCUACCAUUCCGAGUACUUUCGCGGCGCCUUUGACGGCCGGUUUUGCGAGAGCGGUGAUAUGGCAAUCAAUCUUCCGAACGUGUCGGAGUAUACAAUGCGCCUGUUUCUAUUCUGGAUCUAUGCGCAAGCUUCAAGGACCGAGAGCGAGUGCGAGAGCGAUCUCAAGGAGUCUGAAGAGCGCCCGGCUAAGAGGCAUCAUGCCCUGCUGAAAUCGAAUGAUGAUGACAAUGGUUCUAUAGUCGUCAUCACCCAUGAUAGGAGCAGAACCCUCACGGAGUGGCGAGGAAAGAAGGAUCGCACGUUUCGCCAUUCGCCGCUUGCUGCCUGGUUGGAUUCCGAAGAAUUUGUCCUGCAGUCUACCGCUCCUCCUUAUUAUGCGAUUUUCCUCGAGCUGUUCGUCUUCGCCGAUGAGUACGACACGAGACAGCUCCGCAACGACGUCAUGACAUUACUUGUCGAGCUAGAUAAGGCCCAAGCGAUAAAAGGCGGGAAGUCGGGCCAGGGUUUGCUCCUCACAGCAAUAUACGCGAAGCUUCCAUCGAGCGCCUAUUUGGUCAAAUACAUAACAAAGUCCGUGGCGUAUAGCUGGGACCUUAAUAGGAUGGACAAGACUGCCCUCAUGAGAAUGCCAAAGGAAUUCUUUGUGGACGUUCUGUUGGCGCUUUCGCCGGGCAAGCAUUCGACUGUUUCUUACGACUUGGCUGCGGCACUGGAUAAAAGCUGCAACUUCCACGAACACGAAGGAUCCCGGGAGAAACGAGCAUGCUAUGAAAGUUGGCAAAGAGAUGGCGCUUUCUUCACCAGUUUUGUGCGCGCAUGUCUCAAAGAGGCUGAGGAGAUAGGGAAACUCCGGAAAAGUAGGGAAUAGAGAUUUUACUUCCCAUUGCGGAUACACUCAAGCGAUUGUAGGAUAAUUCGGUACGGGUCAAUCUUGUUCUAGCAGUUUUUGGGAAAAGGUGUUCCGGGGUCGGCGAGUCCAGCAAUCCUUCCAGUUACACACGGGGGCCUCAUACGAGUCCCGCCCUCAGAGAGUGCACCAUCGGACAGAGCGUCCUUUCGCGAUACUCAGCACCCAGUCCCAGCCCUAAUUAGUGGACGGCCCCUCCGGGCUUGUUUUCGCAGUUCACCUUUCUUUCUCCUUCGCUUCGGAUCUCGUUGUAGCAUUCGGCCCGGCAGGAACCAGCCAACACAGCGGAGGAGCAAACGGAUAUCACAAACACGCCAGCAGAG
Messenger RNA from Trematosphaeria pertusa, 1416 nucleotides. RefSeq lists its product as uncharacterized. The transcript is spliced from 3 exons. Bases 164 to 1054 code for a protein of 296 amino acids. Gene Ontology annotation, molecular function: protein binding. The record is from RefSeq and is a predicted model, not a curated record. Lineage: Eukaryota; Fungi; Ascomycota; Dothideomycetes; Pleosporales; Trematosphaeriaceae.